AACGUGCUGGGCAAUGUGGCGGGCGGCGGCAGCGGCCGGAACCUGAUGACGGCCACCGAGGUCGCCGUGGAGGUCGUGGACCGGCUCACGGAGCAGCAGGCGGGUCGCGUGGGCGUGCCCGCAGACACACUCUUUCCCCUGUGGCCGCCAGUGCGCACACGCAUCCUCUCCGCCGCCGCCGCCUCCGCCGCCUCCGCCGCUUCGGCAGCAGCGAGCGGGACUGCCGGCGCCACUGGCAGCAGCGGCACGGCGGCGGCGGCGGCGCCGGCGGCGGCGCAGGACAGUGUGGAUGAGCUGGCGGCGGCGGCGGCGGCGCGGCAGGCGGCGGCGCUGGCGAGCAUGGAGGAGGGAUCGGGCGUGGAGAGCAAGAAGACGGAGCCUGUCAUGGCCAGUGUGGCCUAAGGCAACCGUGUGGGUAAAGCCGUACGGCGAAAGUGGCGUAAUAAGCGGAUGGGAAGGUGAGCAGAGGUUAAAGGCUAACGCCAUUUCCGGGAACAGCCGCCACGCCAGCGGCAACAACCGCAACAGCGGGCCCCCAUUUUUGUAUAUGAUUUGUUUUGUGAUCUGUUUUGUGUCUGGUUAAGUUAGAGCGUUGAUUCUGUCCUCCUGACACGUCGUGCCCUCUGGUCCCUUUGCGCUUAAAGGAACCGCGAGUCAUGGCGUGAUGUGGUUGGCGCAGUGGCAGCAGCAGUUUUGAGUGGUGACCGGUGAGCUAUCGAGCUAGUUGAUGCAAGUUCGCUGGGACAAAGCGUUACCUUGACCGGUGUAGCUUUCCAAAGCGUCACGAGUGUGUUCUUUUGUUUUCAUCGUGGGAGCGAUGCAAGAAUGCAGACGUGGGCACACGCUUGGGUGCGUGUACGGAUUCAGAGUUGCAGAGCAGUGAGACGAGAGGUGAAGUGAGAGGCCAAGGUCGUGAGGGUGUGUGUCAAUCUUUGAGUGAGUGCGAGCGAGUGUUCCAAGGUUGAGGAUUGUGGCUUUUAGUCAGCCCCGGAGUGUGGACUCUUAUCAUGGAGACGGGGCUGGACAUUGGGAGAGGAAGGCUAUCUGGGCUCACAGAGGCAGUGUCACGUCACAAUUGCAAACCGUCGUUGCCAUCUUUCUUCCUUCGCCCCUUGCUUCGCACCGCGGCCCUGAUACGGUAUGUGUGGGAAGUGGGAUGGGUUUCACAGCCGUUCGGACUUCGGACUGCGUGCCUGCAUGGAGGCGGGGGCGUGGCGAGAUGGAUGUUUAGGGCAUGGAGGACUCAUGAAUUGCGUUCGAUACAAGGCAAUGCACAUAAAACUUU
This is a messenger RNA of Chlamydomonas reinhardtii, 1285 nucleotides long. RefSeq lists its product as uncharacterized. Lineage: Eukaryota; Viridiplantae; Chlorophyta; Chlorophyceae; Chlamydomonadales; Chlamydomonadaceae. The transcript is spliced from 2 exons. Bases 46 to 402 code for a protein of 118 amino acids. The record is from RefSeq and is a predicted model, not a curated record.